Tetrahymena thermophila SB210 is the source of this 1539-nucleotide messenger RNA. Its product is annotated as NAD-dependent aldehyde dehydrogenase family protein. Gene Ontology annotation, molecular function: aldehyde dehydrogenase (NAD+) activity. The record is from RefSeq and is a predicted model, not a curated record. The transcript is spliced from 6 exons. Lineage: Eukaryota; Ciliophora; Oligohymenophorea; Hymenostomatida; Tetrahymenidae.
AUGUCUUAAACUUUCGCCUUUGAAAAGUACCCUUUCCUUAAGGAAUUAGGUCUUGAACAAACUAACCACGGCUGCUUUGAUGGUGAGAAGUGGACUGGUAAUGGUAAAACUUUCUUGUCAGUCAACCCAACCAACAACGAAGUUAUCGCUGAAGUUAGAGGUGCUACCCCUGAAGAAUAUGAAGUAGCUGUCCAAAAUAUGAAUAAAGCUAAAGCUGAAUGGGUUAAGUUACCCUUGCCCAGAAGAGGUGAAAUCGUCCGUUAAAUUGGUGACGCUUUCAGAAAGCACAAGGCUGCUUUAGGUAGACUUGUUUCCUUAGAAGUAGGUAAAAUUGUUGCUGAAGGAGAAGGUGAAGUUCAAGAAAUUAUUGAUAUUUGUGAUAUGGCUUGCGGUUUAUCUAGAAGUCUCAAUGGUUAAAUUAUUCCUUCUGAACGUCCUGAUCACUUUAUGAUGGAGCAAUGGAACCCUCUUGGUUUAGUUGGUGUCAUCUCCGCUUUCAAUUUCCCCACUGCUGUCUUUGGAUGGAAUUUCAUGAUUGCUGCUGUUUGCGGUAACUUGACUAUGUGGAAAGGUUCUCCUUCUACUUCUCUUUGCAGUGUUGCUUGCACAAAGAUUAUCAUUGAUAUCUUAGAAAAGAAUAAUUUACCCAAAGCUGCCUUAACCUUGUGUAUGGGUGAAGCUGAUAUCGGUAAUUUGAUGGUUGAAGACAAGAGAUUCCCCUUGAUUUCUUUCACUGGUUCAACUCAAGUCGGUAGAAUCGUCUCUGAAAAGGUUAGCAAGAGAUUUGGUAAGACUAUCCUUGAAUUGGGUGGUAACAACUGCUUAAUUGUUUGUGAAGAUGCCAACGAAGAAUUAGCAUUAAAGGCUUCCUGCUUCGCUGCCGUAGGUACUUGCGGUCAAAGAUGUACUUCCCUUAGAAGACUUUUAAUUCACUCUUCUAAGUAUGAAUCUUUGAAGGAAAAACUUGUUAAAGCAUACAAAUCAGUCGUUGUUGGUGAUCCUUUAAAUAAUGGCACUCUUUGUGGUCCUUUACAUUCAAAGGCUCAAAUUAAGAUCUAUGAAGAUGGUUUAAAGUAAAUCUAAGAACAAGGUGGUAAGAUUUUAACUGGAGGAAAGGUUAUGGAUGGACCUGGUAACUUUGUUGAACCUACUAUCGUUGAAAUGACUAAUCCUUAUGCUCCUAUCUUACAACAUGAAUUGUUUGUUCCUAUUUUAUACAUUAUGAAGUUUGAUGACCUUGAUGAAGCUAUUGCCAUCAAUAACUCUGUUCCUUAAGGUCUUUCUGCUUCUCUUUUCACUAGCAAUCUCCAAAAUCUCUUUAAGUGGACUGGUCCUUUGGGAGCUGACACUGGUAUUGUUAAUGUAAAUAUUGGUCCUUCUGGUGCUGAAAUAGGUGGUGCUUUCGGUGGUGAAAAGGAAACCGGUGGUGGUCGUGAAAGUGGUUCAGAUUCAUGGAAAUAAUACAUGAGAAGAUCUACUUGCACUGUCAAUUUCGGUAAAUCUCUCCCCUUGGCUCAAGGUAUCAAGUUCGAUCUUUGA